UCCCGCCCGCCUUCGGGUCGCUGCGCAGAGACCCGCGCCGCCGCCCUCCGCCGCCGCCAUGAUCAUCUACCGGGACUGCAUCAGCCAGGACGAGAUGUUCUCGGACAUCUACAAGAUCCGGGAGGUGGCGAACGGCCUGUGCCUGGAAGUGGAGGGGAAGAUGGUCACCAGGACAGAGGGUCAAAUUGAUGACUCUCUAAUUGGUGGCAAUGCCUCUGCUGAAGGUCCUGAGGGAGAUGGAACAGAAGCCACGGUCAUAACUGGUGUUGAUAUAGUAAUAAACCACCACCUUCAGGAAACCAGCUUUACAAAAGAGUCCUACAAGAAGUACAUCAAGGACUACAUGAAAGCAAUCAAAGCCAGACUGGAGGAACACAAGCCAGAGAGAGUAAAGCCUUUCAUGACAGGGGCUGCAGAACAAAUCAAACACAUCCUUGCUAACUUCAAAAACUACCAGUUCUUUGUAGGAGAGAACAUGAAUCCAGAUGGUAUGGUGGCUCUCCUGGAUUUCCGUGAGGAUGGUGUGACCCCAUAUAUGAUUUUCUUUAAGGACGGCUUAGAAAUCGAGAAAUGUUAACAAAUCAAACAGUAUGGUUUUGGAUCACCUGUCUUCAUAGCUGGCUGCUGUUUCUUCUUCAUCGGCACACCACCAGGAAUCGGCAAUGUCUAACAACUGGACUGAUGUCAUCUUGAGCUUUAUUCACUUAUUUUGACCCUGAUUUGGAGUGGAGGCAUUGUUUUAAAAAAGAAAAAAACAAAACAUCUGUCAUGUAGGUUGUCUAAAAUAAAACUCAUUUAAACCCA
Messenger RNA from Gavia stellata (red-throated loon), 804 nucleotides. It is a transcript of the gene TPT1, whose product is annotated as tumor protein, translationally-controlled 1. Gene Ontology annotation, cellular component: cytoplasm. The transcript has 6 exons. Lineage: Eukaryota; Metazoa; Chordata; Aves; Gaviiformes; Gaviidae. Gene Ontology annotation, molecular function: calcium ion binding. Bases 59 to 577 code for a protein of 172 amino acids. The record is from RefSeq and is a predicted model, not a curated record.